Messenger RNA from Dictyostelium purpureum, 2445 nucleotides. RefSeq lists its product as uncharacterized. The transcript has 2 exons. The record is from RefSeq and is a predicted model, not a curated record. The coding region runs from base 1 to 2445 and encodes 814 amino acids. Lineage: Eukaryota; Evosea; Eumycetozoa; Dictyosteliales; Dictyosteliaceae.
AUGGGGAAGAUAAAAAAUAAAAAUAAUAGUAAUAACUUAAAGGAUAAUAAUAAUAAUAUUAAUAAUAUCAAUAGUAAUAGUUUAAAAGAUAAUAAUAAUAAUAAAAAAAGAAACACACUAAGUUACAUUAAACAUAAAUUAACAUGUAUGUUUGGUUGUGACUAUAGAUCAAUGGCAUUGUUCAGAGUGGCAAUGGCAUUAUGUGUAAUUGGCGAUGUUAUAGAAAGAGGAGUAGAUUUGCGUGUAAUGUACACUGAUGAAGGUAUAAUGCCAAGACACCUAAUCAUUCAAAGAUACAGCAGUAAUUAUUUUUAUGUUGUUCAUCUAAUGAACUCAUCUGUACAUUUUCAAGCAAUUUUAUUUUCACUUCAUAUAUUUUUUGCAUUAUUAAUGCUAAUUGGGUACCGUACCAAAACCUUCUCAACCCUAACUUGGUUUAUGACAAUUUCAUUGCAAGCAUAUAAUGGUGUUGUUGGUCAUGGUGGUGAUGUUUUCUUCCGUUGUAUGUUAUUUAUCAAUAUUUUUUUACCAACUGCCGAAUAUUUCUCAGUCGAUAAAGCCACUUUUUAUAAUGAACAACCAAUUGGUUCCUCAUCUCCCUCAAGAAUGAACAAUAGCCUAACAAACAACUCCAUCUCAAUAGCUUCCGGCAAUAUUGAUAAUGAACACAACCAACCAUUAUUAGAUUCUCAUAACAGUGCCAAUGGUGCAAGUAAUCCUCUUAACAUUAGUAUUGAUAGUGGCCUUAAUACAAGUGGAAAUGGAUUACUCAACAAUCCUGGUAACAGUGGAAGUGUAGUUGGCGAAUCAAAUAUUGAAAUUGGUUUAUUUGAAAAAGAAAAGGAAUCAUACUCUCAUCAUCACAGAGAUCCAAACUCCUAUCGUUAUCUUUCAUUUGCAACUGCCUGUGUUCUUUUACAAAUGGGAUGUAUGUAUGUUACUUCCUAUUUCCACAAAACUGGUGAGGAGUGGCGUAACGGUGAAGCCACUUUCUAUGCAAUUACUUUAGAUUAUUUUGCAACUGAUUUUGCAAAACUAAUAUUACAUUUCAGACCAAUAAUAAGAGUUUUAACAAUUGCAGUUGCUAAAUGGGAAUUAAUUGGUAUAUUCUUUAUUUUCUCCCCAGUUUAUACUGAUUGGUUUAGAUUCUUCAGCGCACUCGGCUUUAUAGCAAUGCAUGUAGGUUUUGUAAUGUGUUUAAGAUUAGGUUUAUUCUUUUGGGUUACUGCAGGUGCCCAACUUAUAAAUAUUCCAACACCAGUUUGGGAAAUAUUCUUUAGAUGGUGUGAAAGGAAAAUACUAAAGGGCCAACGUCCACCAAAAGUUUACUAUAACACCACCAGUCCUUUCAGUCAAAAACUUGCAUUAGCCAUAAAGACUUUCUUUAUUGUUCCGGGUACUGCAUAUUUUUCACCAUUAACACAUAUCACCCAAAAUGAAAAUAUAUCACUAUCAACUUUCCAUAAUAUAAAUGACAAUGCCAAUAACCCAAUCAAUAAUAACAAUACAUCAGAUGAUGAUACUGACGAAUCUGACCAACAAGAAACUUCACUUAGCAGCCGUCGUCGUUCAUCCCCAAAUAUGAAUAACAAAUCCAGUGGUAGCUUAAAUUCAUCAACCUCAAACUAUUACAAUAAAGAACUAGUUGGUGAUGAUUGGCUGGUAUCUAUUGAUUCAAAUGGUAUCAGAAAGAGAAAUAUUCAUGCAUUAAAUUAUAUAUUAAGCAAAUCACCACUACUCUUCCCUAUUGCAUGGUGUUGUAAAUAUGUUCCAAAUAAACUCUCGGAUUUUUGGGGUAAAACAAUUCAACUUUUCCACAGUCGUUCACAGCAAAAUCAAGUAGUUUCUGGUAAAAGAUCGAUCUAUAGUAAGAGAAAGAAUCCAAUUCCAUCAUUCCCACGUUGGUGUUCAGUAUUAAAUAACAUAUUUAUGUUUUUCAUUUGUUGGUAUAUUUUAGCCUACAAUUGCAAUACAUUCAAGAUUGAUUUAGGAUACAACUAUAACUUAAGCUUCAUAGCCUAUACAUUCCGUUUAGAUCAAGGUUGGAAUAUGUUUAGCCCAGCACCUCCAAAGACCCAUUGGUGGCAUGUAAUACAUGGUGAAUUAGAAGAUGGUACCAAGGUAGAGUUGUUCAAAAAUGAAGGCAUCUUUAAUUUCAACAUUAAUACAGUUGUGAAUUUUGAAAAACCAAAUCCUUUCUACAAAUCAUAUGGUAAUCAUCGUUGGUUCAAAUAUUGGGAGAAUGGUUACAAUCAAGCAAAUUCAGAUUCAAUGAGGUUGGAAAUGGGUCGUUAUAUUUGCAGACAAUUUAAUAAUCGUCAUUUAGGUGAUGAAAUGCUAUAUAAAUUCUCGGUAUAUUUCGUACAUGAAUUCCAACAUUUAGAUGGUACUGUCACUGCUCCUCAACAUCAAACUCUAUGGAACCAUGUUUGUUAUGAAAAAUAA